AUGAAUGUAUCAACCAUGUUUGAAAAAUCAAUAUUCAUAAACUGCGAACAUUUCUUCGCACGUAACUCAUAUGUAUUAUGGUUUUAUUUACAUAGAAUCACCUCAUCAUUCCCUUAUUUUACUUUUGAAAACCUUAACCGGAUAACAAGAAAUUUAAUACCUCAAGUCAAAGAGUUAUUCGACAUCUCUCAUGAUUUUGUUGGACUUGAAGAACCAAUGAAUAAUGAAUAUCGAGAGAAAGUUAUUCCCGUGAUUCUAAAUAUUUUUGUGGACGUGUAUCCAUGUGAAGAAAGAAGAAAUCAAGAGAUGAUAGAAGAGUCCUUGCAAUUUGUCAAAAUGAUUCCUGCAUCCAACGAAGCUAUCUUGUCUUUGAAGGCUUGUUCACUUCCUCGUAAUUGUUCCAUAUGCUUAGAGAAGUUUCACGAUGAUUUAGAAGAAGAUGGUGAUGGUGAUAACGUGAAAGUUUCAACAAUGGCGUGUGGCCAUAUAUUUCACUAUAAUUGUAUUGUGGAGUGGCUACAAACAAGUCAUGUAUGUCCUUUAUGUCGUUAUGCUAUGCCUACUUGA
Messenger RNA from Vicia villosa (hairy vetch), 567 nucleotides. Its product is annotated as putative RING-H2 finger protein ATL62. NCBI's taxonomy places the organism in Eukaryota, Viridiplantae, Streptophyta, Magnoliopsida, Fabales, Fabaceae. The transcript has a single exon. Gene Ontology annotation, biological process: protein ubiquitination. Gene Ontology annotation, cellular component: cytoplasm. Gene Ontology annotation, molecular function: zinc ion binding; ubiquitin protein ligase activity. The coding region runs from base 1 to 567 and encodes 188 amino acids. The record is from RefSeq and is a predicted model, not a curated record.